AAAUCUCCCGUUGGCCCAAAACAUGGCCUUUUUCCCUCUCUGUCUAUCUUAUGUUCGUGCUCUUGUCCUGUGCAUGUGAAAACAGACAGAACCUUACAGGAGAUUGCUGAUAACAUCCCAUACUCCCCGUAAUCCCAAAGAUAAACUUGCCAUCUUGUCGUACCUGAUCCUCUUCAACCCAGAACUGUACCCUUUCAUAGCACCAUCCCCCAAGGUCGCAUUCUGUUACAAAAAAUAACCACGACAGGAGAACGCGUUACCAAGGUGCCAGACAAUACUCUGUACAGACAAAGUCACCAUGGACCACCCUUCUCGGAUCUCCUGCGAUGACAUCUCCCACUCGACCCUAUAUACCAUGAUCCCCUCGGCCGUUCGGUCACGGAUGCCUGUCUUGACCUCUCUGCGACGGUCUGCAAAGGCUGUCAUACUGCACGACUCGAGGGCACGGAGGAAACCUCAGACGCUAUCACGUAUCGAAUCAUUUCAAGAGAAGGAGACCACUACUACUGGCUUCGCUGCCACAGUGCCCUCGAGCGGCGCCAAUACACCGAUGAUGAGACCAAACACUCCAGAGGAACAUUUGUCCGCACAAGAGUUGAGUCUGAAGAUGUUGUCGCAACAAGACACGAGCAGUGGGGUCGAUUGGGAUGUCGCCGCGACUGGCGUCCGGCUCUGGAUAACUGCAAAAACACAAGCUGAACAAGGCGGGGAUGUCAACGCCCUCCGGAGUAUGCACAUUGAUGCACUUCGAUACAUGCACAUGGCGCUUCCAGAGAACUUGACUGCACUCGAGGUGGAAUCCUUGCGCGCCAGUAUGUCUCCUCGGAUUCUUUACCAGUCGUCAUUGAUGCCACAGAUCGACAGAAAGUCAAGUCCGAGUCUCUUACGUCAGGGAGUUGCCAGGAUAGUAUGUUGGAUCGUUGCAGGGAUCCUUUUGGUCCUUCCAGUGAUCAUGGCGUUCCUCAAUCGAGCAUUGCAGUUCGAACGACAACACCAGCUGACCGAGAAGGUGCUUGCCAAUGGACUCGACUUGACCUCUGCCCUUGGUGAACGUAGUUUGGAACUUCAAAAGGCCUUGUCCCGAUUCAAAGAUGGCCGUCUGGGAGGCGCCUGUGUAGAUGCAGGGUCAUGGUUGAUCGAAGGGGUUGUUGGUGGUGUCAAUGAUGGUAUUGAUGCUGUUGCCCAAGGCCGGACGAGAGCAUCGUGAUAGAUCAUUCAUGUCAAUAAGCAAAAUCACAUAUGUCUGAAUA
Messenger RNA from Exophiala oligosperma, 1250 nucleotides. RefSeq lists its product as uncharacterized. Bases 299 to 1207 code for a protein of 302 amino acids. The record is from RefSeq and is a predicted model, not a curated record. The transcript has a single exon. Lineage: Eukaryota; Fungi; Ascomycota; Eurotiomycetes; Chaetothyriales; Herpotrichiellaceae.